CGUCUAUUAUUUUGCACUUUUCUCCUCUUACUCAAUGUUGAUAUCACAAUAUUCACUGUCCGUAUGGUACCUACUGAUUAUUAGGCCCAAAAUCUAUAAAUAACCCGUGUUUCUCCUCCAUGAGACUGUAGCUAUUUUGGGUGCGGGGAUUUUGAGUUUGUAUGGGGGUAGAGGUGCCAGCUAGGCGGACGAGACGGACCCAGAUCACUUAAGACCUGCGAAGACCGUCGUCAGCUACUUCAUUAUAUAUUGAAAAAACUAUCCAAAUAAAAUCUUUUCUCUCUUUUUCUCUGAUGUAAGGGGUUAUAUCUUGUAAACAACACGGCAACUCAGAGACGUCUACCAGCGUUUGAUGAAAACAAAACCUGAGGUUUUUCAGUUGUUGGAGUGAUCAUGAAGUCCACUCCUCCGCCAGCAUUUGUUCGUGUCAGUGACAGAGACCUGACAGAGAUUGAGCUCCAUUCAGUUGAUUCCAUCAAUGAUUUGCACCGAACACACUUUGAGCAGCACAACAAAGGUGUAAUACCACCCCGCCCGCCGCCUCCCUCCACCAAUGGGAUCCUUCACAUGCAAGACAGGCCAGUUGACUGUCAAACAGCACAAUCCUCGAGAAGGCCCUGUGUGAGCAGUCUGAAUGACAUUUGCACUUCCGCUAGGUGGCGUUAUUUCUUAGCAUGUGCAGCUAUUAUUGUAGCCCUCCUCGCGCUCAUUCUUAUCUUCAGUUUUUUAGUACAGCAGAGCAGUGCUCUUCACACACUCUUGGAGAUGGUGAAACAGAAACCAGAAGCAGCUGAAGAAAUCUCCCUACUCUUACAAGAGGUACACAAGAUGCACUUGAACUUGACUGCAGUGGGAAAUAAACAGCGACCAUGAAAAUAACAAUCAACACAAAAUUCUGCUACACUUUGCCAACAUGAUGGAGAAAUUCAGAUCAACAUGUGUGAUUCUCUGUCUUGUUUUGCUAUUCCAAAAGUAUCCACUAGUGCAUUGACUUGCUCAAAGACAUUUACUUGGCCUGUUUUUUUUUUUUUUUUUAAUGAACAAUACGAUCUGACAGUUUUAUGGCUGAAAUUUCUCAUAUGUUUUAAAAGUUUCAUUUUUGUAACUCAAAAGGAAAACAGCACAUAAGGCCACAAAGAUCUCAUCAGUAUCUUUAGUUUUCUGGUCUCUUACCAUUCCACUCCUAUUAAAUGUCCUCUACACUCUUAAGAUAAAUACUGCUUAUACGCUGCCCUCAUGCACUAAACUACAAUGACUAAAAGUUAAUCAGAGAAAGAGUUAGAGUUUUGUGGACACACCUGUGUGAUACCUAUGACCAGUUCUUAAAUGUUAUAAUUUGUUAAUGUUCAUUAUGGCAAAAACCUCCCAAAGCAGGAACAAGGUAGAUUGUUUUUUUAACCAAAACUCUUGAAUGGACUACAGUGAGCUCUCUUGAAUGAACGUAUAUUGACAAUGAGUGUAUAUUAUUAAGAGCCAGAGCCAUGAUGUUAUAUAUAUAUAUAUAUAUAGGGAGAAAAAAUAAUAUUUACAAUAAAUAAAGAGUGAAAUGAUUUAUAAAUGAAAAAGUGCUUGUAUUCUGGUUACAGGAUUUUAAACAUUUAUUUGGUCAUCAGAAACUAUUUUAGUCAGUGUACUGGUAACACUUUAUAGCAAGGUCCCAUUUAUUAACAUUAGUUAAUGCAUUAGGUAUCAUGAAAAAUAUAUUUUUACAGCAUUUAUGAAUCUUUUGUUAAUGUUAGUUCAUAAUGCAUUAAAUGUUUAUUUUAAUAUUUAAAAAAUGUAUUACUAUGUUGAAAUUAACAUUAACCAAGUAAUAACACCAUAAAUUAUGUAAAAUAUUGUUGAUUGUUAGUUCAUGUUAACAAAUGGAA
This is a messenger RNA of Xyrauchen texanus (razorback sucker), 1871 nucleotides long. RefSeq lists its product as uncharacterized. The transcript is spliced from 4 exons. The coding region runs from base 394 to 873 and encodes 159 amino acids. The record is from RefSeq and is a predicted model, not a curated record. Lineage: Eukaryota; Metazoa; Chordata; Actinopteri; Cypriniformes; Catostomidae.